UUUCGACUGAACAGUCAAGGUCACGUUUUGAUUAGAUGACAUGUCAUUUUUGAAAAGAAGGUUCUGGAAAUGAUUUUUAAACAACGGAUUUAAUGUCAAUAAAAGGAAAAAUUACAUGAAAUGGAGAAUACAAAUGUUCAUAGACGUGUUAAAGAUAAUUCAGGAGUGUACCGUUUCUCUUCAGAUAGUAUGAAAGAAGAUGAGAAAAAAAGCUCCCGUGAUGACCUGCAUGGAAGUUUUUCAAAACCUCCGAGGCCACUGCCUGUCCAACAAGGUGGACGAGUCAAGGAUAUGGCGUUCUGGGUCGCAGUCAUCUUAUCUCAAGUGUUCGGUCUCCUCUGCAUCGCCCUGGUGAUUCGUUGGUGUCAAAUGUACGAGGGCUUCGGUUGGGAAGACCCCAAACAGCAGUUUUACUAUCAUCCCCUGCUGAUGGUACUGGGUUUAGUCUUUUGCUAUGGAGAUGCUAUCAUCAUAUACAGAGUCCUCAGUUUCAUGCCAAAAUGGAUUCUGAAGAUCAUCCAUGCCACGCUGCACAUUUUUGCCAUUCUUUGCUCGUCCAUAGCGCUGGCUGCCAUGCUCGAGAACCACAGACGAACAAAUAAAGCUGAUUUCUAUUCUUUACACAGCUGGAUAGGAAUAGCUACUUUUGGCAUGUUUGGUCUCCAAUAUCUUGGCAGUUUUGUCACCUUCAUGCUUCCCUGGGUACCUAAUGUAUGGCGAGCCAGGAUAAUGCCAUUCCACACAUUUUUUGGCGUAGGUUUGUUCGUUCUGGCUGUGGCAACGGCUGAAAUGGGCCUUACCGAAAAAUUGAUUUGGACAGACAACUAUACAACUAAUAAAUAUGUUCCAAAAGCAGUUGUGGGGAAUUCCUUAGGAUUGUGCCUUGUUGUGUUUGCAUUUUUGAUAGUAUUUAUCACAACCCACGCAGCUUACAAGAGAAGGCCGCUUCCCGAAGAACUGCCAGCAAUGUCUACAAAUUAAUAACUAUGUAGAACAUCAAAUCAAAAUGAACUUGGUGCACCACAUAUUUGUAUUUUUUUAGAAUUAAGAAUGCUUAUAUUUUUUACAUGAGCCUUUUGUAUAGUUUUCAAACAGAUAGUGAUUGUUUCUGCUUGUUUUUUUAAAUAAACAAAAAAUUAACUUUU
Argiope bruennichi is the source of this 1145-nucleotide messenger RNA. RefSeq names its product transmembrane ascorbate-dependent reductase CYB561-like. Bases 121 to 981 code for a protein of 286 amino acids. The record is from RefSeq and is a predicted model, not a curated record. The transcript has 6 exons. Gene Ontology annotation, molecular function: oxidoreductase activity. NCBI's taxonomy places the organism in Eukaryota, Metazoa, Arthropoda, Arachnida, Araneae, Araneidae.